Molecule: messenger RNA, 2085 nt
Organism: Acinonyx jubatus (cheetah)
Lineage: Eukaryota; Metazoa; Chordata; Mammalia; Carnivora; Felidae
Product: vomeronasal type-1 receptor 4
Exons: 1
Coding region: 1136-2077 (313 amino acids)
Biological process (GO): G protein-coupled receptor signaling pathway
Cellular component (GO): membrane
Molecular function (GO): pheromone receptor activity
Source: RefSeq, a predicted model, not a curated record
ACAUAUUUCAGUAGUUACUUAAAUUUCAAAUUCAACUGCUUAGGAGAAAAAAAAAAAACCCAUAGUAUGCCAGAAUUUAUAUGGUAGAUCUCACUGGAAAAAAUAAAUGAUAUGAUUCAUUACUUUGCUAUCCCCAUAUUAACCCAUAUUCUAAUUUUUUUUUUUUAGCUAAAUUGUUUUUUAAUGUUUAUUUAUUUGGGGGUGAGGGAGGGAACAGAGCACAAGUGGAAGAGAAGCAGAGAGAGAGGGAGACACAGAAUCUGAAGCAGGCUUCAGGCUCCGAGCUGUCAGCACAGAGCCCGAUGCAGGGCUCGAACUCAGGAACUUCAGGAUCAUGACCUGAGCCAAAGUUGGACCCUUAAGUGAUUGAACCACCCAGGCGCCACUGACCUAUAUUCUACAGUCAAUUUGAUGCUGGAGAAUUAUUUAGUGCAUCUGCAUUGUAAGACCUUCGAUGGUCUUGCUAGUGGUGCUAGUCAAUAGCCUAAAUACUAAAAAAUAAUUAAUUAGCACAAUUAAACGUAAAAUACAGCAAGUUUCAAAUAUGACAAUGUGUAAGUAUCUUUGGAUUAUUUAAAGAAUACAAGAUCUGAGAAAGUAGUACGAUGCCAACGGCCAAUGUCACUGCAACCCGGCUACUCAGGUUCAAACCAUGGCUCUACUACUAACAUUUAGUUGAGUCAUUUAACCUCUUUUCAGCUAAAUUCUCCUUAUCUGGGGGCACCUGGCUGGCUCAGUCAGUAGAGCUUAUGACCAACUCUUGAUCUCUGGGUCGUGAGUUCGAGCCCCACGUUGGGAGUUAACAACAACAAAAACACUAUAAAUUCUCCUCAUCUGUAAAAGGAAGAUAAUGUUAGGUACUAACUUGGAGAGUUGUAAAUAUUAAAUGUUAUAAAUAAAGCAUUAAUAACAGAGACCCAUACAUUGCAAGUGCUGUAUAAGGAAAUACAUCAAACUUGGAAAAAUCUCUUAACAAAAGAAGAAUAUAUAUUAGGAAUAAGUUAUCAGGGAAAAGUAAGAGUAAGUAGAGAUUUUGGGAUUUAAUUUUUCUUGAAAAUUGUAGCCCAUUCCCAGUGUCUCCACACAGAAUCCUCUUCUUUGCGAAAGUGAAUAUUGAGCCCUGGAAAAUAACUGAAUGACGUCUGUGGAUUUGAAAAUUGCAGUAAUCUUCCUGGUCCAGAUUACCAUUGGAAUCCUGGGGAAUUUCUCACUCUUAUAUCAUUAUAUGUCCCUUUGCUUCAAUGGAGGUAGGUCAAGAUCCACAGAUGUGAUUUUCAGGCACUUGACUGUAGCCAACUCUUUGGUCAUUCUCUCGAGAGGAAUCCCGGAGACCAUGGCAGCUUUUGGGUUGAGAUAUUUUCUCAAUGACUUUGGAUGCAAAGUUGUUUUCUAUAUGCACAGAGUGGCCAGGGGUGUGUCCAUUGGUACUACCUGCCUCUUGAGUAUCUUCCAGGCCAUCACCAUCAGUCCCAGGAGUUCCAGGUGGGCAGAGAUGAAAGCAAAAGCCCUGAAGUACAUUGGCCCCUCCACCAUUUUGUGCUGGAUUCUGCACAUGUUGGUAAAUAUCAUAGUACCUAUGUAUGUGAUUAAAAAAUGGAGUAAUGAAAACAUCACAACUAUAGACUUUAAGUACUGUUCAGCUACACUUCAUGACAAAGGUACAGACUUCCUAUGUGCAACUGUCACAUCUAUCCCUGAUGUUUUGUGUUUGGGGCUCAUGUGCUGGGCCAGCGGCUCCAUGGUUUUCAUCCUUUACACACACAAGCAGAGGGUCCAACACAUUCAUAGGAACAACCUGUCAUCUAGAUUCUCCCCUGAGACCAGAGCCACUCAAACCAUCCUUGUCCUGGUAAGCACCUUUGUAUCUUUUUAUACCCUCUCUUCCAUCAUUUACAUUUGUUUUUCUUGUUUUGGCAAGACCACUUGGUGGCUGGUGGACACCUCUGCCUUAAUCAAUAUCUGUUUCCCAACUGUCAGCCCCUUUAUUCUCUUAAGUUGUAACCCCUGUGUAUCUAGACUCUUCUGUACAUGUACUAGAAGAAAUACACAACUACCCCAUCUCACCAGAAACAUAUAAAUUGUAUG